This is a messenger RNA of Hypomesus transpacificus, 2451 nucleotides long. Its product is annotated as delta-type opioid receptor-like. The record is from RefSeq and is a predicted model, not a curated record. Gene Ontology annotation, molecular function: G protein-coupled receptor activity. Bases 690 to 1745 code for a protein of 351 amino acids. The transcript has a single exon. NCBI's taxonomy places the organism in Eukaryota, Metazoa, Chordata, Actinopteri, Osmeriformes, Osmeridae. Gene Ontology annotation, biological process: G protein-coupled receptor signaling pathway; immune response. Gene Ontology annotation, cellular component: membrane.
CAGCCUCGCCCGGCCAGUGGAGUCUGGGGCUGGCCAGCUGGUGAAGAGCCACUAAAUGACCAACGACCACAGCGGCGCUGGGAGCACUUAGCAUCAAGUAGCAUUGACUGCUUUUAAUGUGGAAUUGCGGAGACACUAGCGAUCGCCACGAUGACAUUGUCCAGGGUUGCUUGGUUUCAAGAAAUCAAUACAAGCUCAGUGCCAGGGCUGGACUGACAUUUGUUUUUUUUUUUUUUCCACCCCAAACUUCUUUCUCUUGACGGAAUAGACGAUGUUCCCAAGCUUCAUUUUAGAGAUGGACUACUCUUAAAGCUUGUGUUCUGAGGACGUUUCCACAGAUCUUUCUUUUCAUUUUCAAUCUUUGGAAGGGAAACUUGCUGUACUUCCCAAAUAAGAUUUGCCUGGACUAUAAAUCAAUGAAAACGCGUGCAAAUAAUUGUACAUCAAAAUAACAACAAACCCUGAACGGGCAACACAAUAACAAACAAGCAGAACUAAUCACAUGUUCGUGUGAAGGAAAGACCACAAGCAGAUGUGAUAGCUGACCAGAGAGACACCGACUGCCCAUUUAGCAUGUCAUCAUGAACGUCGCCUCUGCCUCUGAUCUGUCAGCGUGAUUGGUGGAGAGAGGGAUGAGUGUGAGGCAGUAGGGUGGAGGUGUGUCUCAGUGUGCCACUGUGAGAGACCUUAUGGGGGUCAGUUUGGGGAACGCUAGCUCCCAAAAGUGGGGCAACGGGACUGACGAGGGGACGUUGGCCACCCUGUUGACCACCGUGGUGCCCAUGCUGGACAGCGUCAUCCUGCUCACGGGGCUGCUGGGUCACUCCCUGGUCAUCGUCGUCAUGGCGGGAAGGCGGCGGAGGAGAGGCGGGCUGGUGGCCCAAGGGACCGACACCCUGCUGGUGGCCCUGAGCGCGGCCGACCUGCUCCUCCUGCUCUGCCUGCCCUUCCACACGGCCGCCAUCGUCCUGGGCUCCUGGCCGUUCGGCGGCUUCCUCUGCAAGCUGGUCAGCUUCCUGGGCGUGGCCUGCUCGUCCGCCUCCGUCUACACGCUGGCCACGUUGGCGGUCACGCGCUACCUCACGGUGGUCCACCCCACGUGGGCUUUCCGCUCGCGGAUGCACCGGCGCCUCAAGCUGACCGCGGCGCUGCUGUGGGCUCCGGCCGCGGCGCUGGCGGCGCCGCAGUACGCCUUCCGCACGGUCAGCACGACGGCGGCGCUGCACUGCUUCGCCUUCCUGUCCGACCUGAGCCAGCUGGUGUACGGCACCGCCCUCUUCCUGUUCGCCUUCGCCCUCCCGCUGGGCGUCAUCGUGCUCAUGUACGCCCGGAUCUUCUGCUUCCUGCGCCGCACCCGGCGGCUGGGCCGCGCGCCCCAGCUGGAGCGCUACCAGAGGCAGGUGACCCACACCUCCGCCCUGCUGGUGGUGGUCUUCACCCUCUGCUGGCUUCCCUCCUACGCCCUCAUGUUCUCCUUCAUAGGAGGCACCAUCAGCGGCAACGCCGGCUACAGGUCCCUGGCUAUCUUCGUGCGGCUGCUGGCAUCGUCGUCCACGGUGGUCAACCCGGUGCUCUAUGUGUUCAUGUCCCAGAAGUUCCGGCAGGAUCUGGUGGAGCUGGGACGCGGCCGGUGGGUGGGGUGUAGGCGUUUGCUGAUUGGAUGUCCUGUCGUGAUGGGCAGGGAUAUGGUGCAGCCUUUCAACUCUGUGGAGCUGGACACGCCCUCUGACAGAGGGCAGCCCUGACUGUAGGGGCAGCGUGGAACACGACCGUGGAACACGACCAUGGAACACUCAGCGGAACUAAGGCUCACCGCUGAGCACCUUGUAGGCACUGCCACCUACGGGCUGUGCACACUCAUCUCUCCAUCACCAGGCAUUUAGGCAUGUGAAAUAACUAUUUUUGCACCAUUCAUAAAGUACAUUGUUGAUGCGGAAUAAAUUCAGGAUUUUCUGUGUCAACAAUCAUAAAAACCAUCAAAUCAACUGUCUCGGCUGUUGCACUUUCUAUGAUUUUUUCAUAUCAGAAGCUGAUCUUUCAUUUCUUUUCCAAUUCAACUUUCAUUGGAAAAACGUUCUUUUUUCCAAUGACUGUUUAUGUGGAAGUCAAGUAGAGUUUGCUGUUGAAUAGUUCAUACGACGGAAAAUCCAAGUGACAGACUACAAGUGUGCUUGUGUGCAGUGUGUUUGUGCUCGUGUGAAUGCAGAUGUGUGUGUGUGUGUGUGUGUGUUUCUAGCAGCGCCUGGCCGAGCGGCUCGUGCUGUGUGCUCUUCACAGCAGGACCCUCCAGGGCCUCUGUGCUGUCAACAUGAAUGACAGCAUGACUUUACAAACUGGGGAUGAGUGGAGACAGAGAUGACUCUCGUACACACAGCUUGGGGAAGUGGUGUGUGUAUGUGUGUGUGUGUGUGUGUGUAUGUGAGUAAGAUUAGAAAACAGAGAUGUAAAUAG